This is a messenger RNA of Closterium sp. Naga37s-1, 765 nucleotides long. NCBI's taxonomy places the organism in Eukaryota, Viridiplantae, Streptophyta, Zygnematophyceae, Desmidiales, Closteriaceae. The record is from the annotation of a GenBank genome assembly.
AUGAUUGUAGCCUCGCCACCCAGGAUUGGAACUCCCCUCCCGCGUGUCCCUCCUCUUCCCCCUCUGCCUCCACGGGGGAUCGCGGGGAGUACGCCAGCGCUGCCGCCUCUCGCGCUCUCCUGCGCAGACCUUAAACCCCGACCGGCCGGCACCCAGGGAGUCGCCAUUGUCACUCGUCCUGCCCCCGACGGCCUGCCCCACACAAUUCCCCGGCCUCUCGUCGAGCUACAUGUUUCCCGCCCUGCUCCGGGCCGCCUCGGCGCUGGCUGGGCGCGUAGCUUCACCUUCUUCCUUGCCGGUGCGGCGCCAGAAGCGGCGCCGAUCACGGGACCCUCAACUCCAUCCGCCGCCUGGCCGCGCUCCCGCAUGUUUACGGCCGCGGCAGCAGCAGACAUUCCGGCGGACUCAGCGGCAGUCGGCGCAAAUGGUUCGUUCGGGGGUUGUUCUGGUUGCCUCGCUGCCUCAGCUACGACCGCCGCAAUCUCCACCUCCCCGAGAGGUGACGGGGACACCGCCACCAAUGGCGCCGGUGAAUCAGCCGACCCAUGCUCCACAUGCGCCUCCUCCGCAGCCACAACCUCGUCCGCUGGUGGCGCCGUCGGCCCCGCAGCGGGCGCGGUUGAGUCGUCGUCAGAGGCGGCUGCAGGCACAGCAGCAGGCGAGUGCGCCUCCCGCCCCGUCCCCGUCGGAUCCGCCUCUGCCGCAGCACCCUGCUCCCCCCGCCGCGUCAAACCUGACCCCGCAGCAGCAACAUCCCCCCCGUAA